AUGAUCAAAUCUGCCCGUACCAAGAAUGGACGGGUUGAGGGGGACCAGUUCAUUGUCGCCACUGAUUGGAACCCGAUGCUCGCCGCUGGACAGGUUGUGGGAUAUCUGCGUCUCACCCCGGAGGAAGUCACCCAGCUCACGGAUAUGCCUAUCUACUCCAACUUUUCUACUGGCUUCUUUGCCCUCCCUCCCCAUGAGCCAACUGGCUACCUGAAAGUUGCCUGUCAUGGUUUCGGUUAUACUCGCGAGGAGCCCUCGGUCACAUCCGCACCCCCUGGCUCAGCAGUUGCUUCGCGAGCUAAUUACAUCCCAGCUGAUGGAUUGAAACGCCUCACGUCGGGAUUGAAGGAUCUUCUCCCACAGCUGGUGGGAAUCUGCUGGUACAACGCUACUCCGACUAGAGAUUUCAUUUUUGAUUUCUACCCGGAGUACAAGAACUUGUUCAUUGCCACUGGAGGAAGCGGACAUGCUUUCGGGUUCCUGCCUUUGAUCGGAAAAUACAUUGUGGGAAGCUUCCAACGCAAGCUUUCGCAGGAGUUGCUUGACAAAUGGAAGUUCCCUACCCAAUUUUGUGAGCGAGAUGGAAGCCGCGGAGGACUAGAGCGAAGGGAGUUGACAGCUCAAGAGCUCGACACAUUUGAGACGGCGUUGAAAGCUGCUUCAUCCAGACCAAGCAAGAUUUGA
Molecule: messenger RNA, 684 nt
Organism: Penicillium robsamsonii
Lineage: Eukaryota; Fungi; Ascomycota; Eurotiomycetes; Eurotiales; Aspergillaceae
Product: FAD dependent oxidoreductase
Exons: 5
Coding region: 1-684 (227 amino acids)
Molecular function (GO): proline dehydrogenase activity; flavin adenine dinucleotide binding; L-pipecolate oxidase activity
Source: RefSeq, a predicted model, not a curated record